Funneliformis geosporum is the source of this 252-nucleotide messenger RNA. The record is from the annotation of a GenBank genome assembly. NCBI's taxonomy places the organism in Eukaryota, Fungi, Glomeromycota, Glomeromycetes, Glomerales, Glomeraceae.
AUGUCUACUUCACCUCUGCUACCAGUAGUGACUGUUCAAUACGAGAAAUGCUUUGAAUUGGUUCCAUAUGAGAGAUGGUCAAUUAAUCGUUAUGAUUUUUAUUUUUUGAUUAUUACGACUAAACAAAAUAAGCCACAAGAAAUCCGUGACGUUGCCGAAGAACUAUUUAACAAUAAGGCCAAAGCCAAUAAUAACUUAUGGAAUUCUCGCCAGAGGAAUCGACAUCAGCUACUGAAAAAAAUAGAGAAGUGA